CGGGAUUAAGUAAAGGAUCGCAGUAAGUACGCGUCGGUUUCCACAAUCAAUCAAACUCUCAAACGCCUAAUCCCAUUUUCCGUUUUGCGUCUGCCUCUUCCUUCGCCGAACCAUCUUCAACUUUCUCUCUCUCAGCUUUUCUCUGUUUCAUAACUGAAGUGAGUCAACUAAGGAACAUGAGCAAUGAAAAUCAUCGCCAGCACCACCAUCGGUUUCAGCAUCAGAAGCUGCAUAUCCAGGAAAAAACCACAUUCCUGCCGAUGCUCUGUUCAAGGCCUUCAAUCAAAGAUGUGAGCCUUCCGAGGUGGAGGGAUCCGCCGGCGUCCGUCUCCGAUGACCCUUCGUCCCCUAGGAUCGGCUGCAUGGGCCAGGUCAAGAGGAACAACAAGAUAGUUGGGUUCCCUACUUCCCAUAGACUCACCAACACGUCCAUGUCCCCUGCUGCUAUUGGCAAGUACUCCAAGCUUAAAAGGCUCUUCUCCGGAAAAAGCUCGAGCGCCACUCCGGCCACCGUCACUGCUGCUUCUACUACCUGUGGAAGAAGGGUUCAAGUGAGUAAUGCUGAUAGGUUCAGGAAUGAGAACGAAGCUUCUGCAGCUUUGAGCAUUGAGAAUAUGGAUCCGCCAUUGCCGGUGAUCAAGAGGGUGCAGAGGAGCUCCGAAGAAGAAAGCCAGGCUGACAGUCUUUGGAAAAGGAGGUCUGGUGGCGUUGCAUUGAAAAGUCUGCAGCUUCAACAGAUUCAUCAUCCAAGGCUUCAUAUUCAACCUACCAGUGUUUGAUCACAGAAUCUUUGCACUCGAACUCUGAAAGGGAAGAUGGAUGAAAGCCUUCUUCCCCCUCCUUUUUUUCUUUCAUUCGGGAUUUCUCAUAUAACAUAAUGUAAAUGGCCAUGUCUUGUUUGAUUUUCUGGAGUACAUAAGAUGAUGGUGAUGAAGAAUCCAGGUCAAUACUGUUGAGUUCCAGCAAUGAAAGUAACUAAAAAGCUUAACUCUUGGGCUAAAAUCACAGAAACAAUUAGGCAUGAGAAGGAUCAGCUUUUCGAUGAAGACGCCACAGCAGCGGGAAAAUAGUCCCAUUUAGAAGCAAUUUUUUUAUUCAUAGCACUAUGAUCUGUCAGUUUGUUUGUUUAUCUUCUUUUUUUUUCGUUGUUUUUUUUUUUU
Molecule: messenger RNA, 1160 nt
Organism: Prosopis cineraria
Lineage: Eukaryota; Viridiplantae; Streptophyta; Magnoliopsida; Fabales; Fabaceae
Exons: 1
Coding region: 177-779 (200 amino acids)
Source: RefSeq, a predicted model, not a curated record